AUGGUGGAACAGUUUCUCAAGUUAAAGCCACCGCAGUUCACUGGAAGUGGAGACCCCGAGGCUGCUACCCAAUGGAUUGAAGGAUUGGAAAAAGUGUUCAACUUGCUUAGAUGCUCGAAUGAGGAUAAGGUGGUCCCGGCCGUUUAUCAACUAGAAGGUAACGCCAGUACUUGGUGGAGAGCUAUCGGGGAUAGAAUUUUCCCGGAAGGUACGGUCCCGGUGUGGGAUACCUUUGUGGAGGCCUUUAAUAACAAGUAUUUCUCGAGAACAACGAGAGAGCGAAAGAUGGCCGAGUUCGUCCGCCUCCGCUGUGAAUCGAUGACCGUCGAUCAAUAUGAAGCUAAGUUCUCGGAAUUAUCUAAGUUUGCCCCGAGAUUGAUUGAGGACCCCGAGGAUAGGGCUAGAAGAUUCGGGGACGGGCUGAAGCCCUAG
Rhodamnia argentea is the source of this 432-nucleotide messenger RNA. RefSeq lists its product as uncharacterized. The record is from RefSeq and is a predicted model, not a curated record. The transcript has a single exon. Lineage: Eukaryota; Viridiplantae; Streptophyta; Magnoliopsida; Myrtales; Myrtaceae. Bases 1 to 432 code for a protein of 143 amino acids.